CUCGCGCCCUCCCUGCUGCAUUAAAACAGCGGACAUUGUUCCUUCGCUCACUUCAGCCGCUGCGACUGUCUCUUGCCACCAACCUUGUUCUAGCUCUCUAAAUAGACCGACAUCUCGGGUCUCUGAGCACUUCUCUCUAUUCGAUCCUUGCUUUUCCUCUUUCCUGGAAAACUGUUCCAACGGCUUUGUUCUGGUUAGGACAACCAGCGUUCUACCUCUAUUUCCGAGUACCAGCAAAACUUCGGGGUUUCGAUUCUUCUGAAUUCUCUGUAACAGAGCAGUUCAAAUUGGCCUUGUGAUUGAUUCUGCUUGUCAACGUUUGGUUCCGCAGAGACUGAUCCUGUUGAGUUUGUCCUCCAACGGCUGUAACAAGGUUCAGUAUGUCGAAGACGUGCUCUACCAUCUCCGCUCUCAGGACCUCUUGCAUCUCAUCGGUCAAAGGAAAGACUCAUGCUUUCUCUUCAACGGCAAAAGAGUCUGUCCUCAGGUCCGUGCACACUGGGAGGAAGAACCCACUCAACUCGCAUCACUACACGGACGGCCGAGUCAGAAACAGAGCCGUGUCACAUGGGUCUGACUUCAUCACCGGAGGCAAGCACGCUCAGCAAUCCUCCUUUCACAAUAUGAAGAGACUCGAUGUGAACUUGAUCAACAAUGGAGCCUCCAAGAGUCACGACUCCCUUGGUAGUCCUGGCAAGCCCAAAGCGAUUCACGAACAAUCCGUUCCUCAGCACGCUAACAAGGCUUCCAAGCCAUGGAAUGCUACUUUUCUUGAGUUUAUCUCUUCUCUCGAAGAAGGCAGAGCUGCUCGACCUGACAACUCAAACUUCUAGCUUCUCUCUCUAGGUGCCGUGCGUGUUUAGAGCAAGACUGUACUUCUGUGUUGUAUUCUGUGCUGUAUAUAAACAAAGAAGCGAUUGAA
Messenger RNA from Guillardia theta CCMP2712, 922 nucleotides. RefSeq lists its product as hypothetical. The record is from RefSeq and is a predicted model, not a curated record. Lineage: Eukaryota; Cryptophyceae; Pyrenomonadales; Geminigeraceae. Bases 381 to 833 code for a protein of 150 amino acids. The transcript has a single exon.